Paralichthys olivaceus (Japanese flounder) is the source of this 744-nucleotide messenger RNA. It is a transcript of the gene lgals2a, whose product is annotated as lectin, galactoside-binding, soluble, 2a. The record is from RefSeq and is a predicted model, not a curated record. Gene Ontology annotation, molecular function: laminin binding; galactoside binding; carbohydrate binding. NCBI's taxonomy places the organism in Eukaryota, Metazoa, Chordata, Actinopteri, Pleuronectiformes, Paralichthyidae.
AGGCCCUGCCUGCCUGCAGCACUGUCAUUUCUUCCCAGCCGAGCUCCUGGACCACAUCUGCAAAAAUGAUGAAAAACAUGAUGAUAAAGAACAUGUCCUUCAAGGUCGGACAGACCAUGACCAUUAUUGGAGUACCCAAACCUGAUGCAACAAAUUUUGCAUUGAAUAUUGGCCCCACUGACCAGGACAUCGUGAUGCACAUCAACCCUCGUUUUAACGCCCAUGGAGAUGAGAAUGCAGUGGUGUGCAACUCUUACAUUGGAGGACAGUGGUGUGAGGAGCUCCGUGAGGGAGGCUUUCCUUUCCAGCUAGGAGAGGAGUUCAAGAUCGUCAUUGAAUUCACCCCUCAGGAGUUCCUGGUGACUUUAUCAGAUGGCUCAAUCAUCCACUUCCCCAACCGCAUCGGGGCGGAGAAGUACUCCUUCAUGAGCUUUGAGGGGGAAGCUCGCAUCAGAAGCUUUGAGAUCAAGUAAUCCUGCACAGUUGGUUGGGGGAUGAGGAGUUGAUAAGAAAUACGCAGAUAUGACAUUCAAAAUGACUCGAUGUCACUUUGCAAACCAGACAUAAAGUAGUUCCAGGCCUAUGUUAUCUGACUGUCAUUUACUUUGCAGAGUUAAGCUGAAAUUUGACCAUGUUCCUCUUGAAGGUGCCUUGAAAUGUUGCAAUUUUGGUUGUUUUUUUAAUUUUCCCUCCCAAACAUUCCAGAUUUGUAACAACAUGUAUUAAAGCAUGGCUUUAAAAAGA